AUGGGAGUUCAGUCUGGACCGAGUUUAAUAAAUCCAAAGCUAAAGCCAACACAACAACCUGCAGGUCUCGCACUCGAUCGCAUUGAGCACCUGGUAGCUGCGUGUCUGCGGAGCAUACCCAACCUAGAACUAUCACACAACAAAUACGAAUCCAUUUCCCAGACUCUCGCCCCAGAAAUCCAAACUAUUUCAUCCGCCAUUUUUCAGAGCAAAGUAGAGCUAGCGCGACCGGCGCAGGCGAAACUGAAGGAGCCCGAGAGGAGCGCUCUACUCACACAGAAAGGACGUCUCGACCACGAUUUCCAAGCCACGUGCAGGGAUGCGCUGGUGGCGUGUGAGCGCGACGUCGACAACUCGGUAAAAUCUCUCAUCAGCAACCUCGCCAACCUUUCUGCAACGUACAAAGAGGCCCGGUUCCUCAAUAGCGGUGACAUGAUAAGCGAUACUGAUGGCCUUGAUCUCGCGCGAGAUGGCCCGUCGGGCUCAGAACAGCCACAGUCGUCGCCCUGCACAUCGCGUCUGAAAAUAAAGACCAGAGGCGCCACAUUUACUGCCAACAGAUAUGGUGUUUUUGAGACGCACAAGAGAAAGCGCGAUGAUGCUUUUCAUAGUAGGCAGAAGCGACCGCGCCUUGAAAGCACAAGAAAAUCAAUGCAUUACGACGCUGUCUACCAAAACAGCCGAGCCGUGAAGAAGCACAUCAUUGUCCGGAGGCCAGAAGACAUUUCUCGCCCAGGCAGAUAUUACAUCAUUCGGUGCGACCGACACAAUGUCAGCUUCGAGGAUAACCCACUACAGGCGGCUUCGACACACCUUCAGAUGAAGCACAAGUCCGUCACCGCUUUUACUUAUGAUUCUGUGAUCGACAAUUUAGGCUGUGAAGUCAUAGGCUGCGACGAUGAGAAGCUCGAGGAAAACAACUCCUUAGCAAGAAAGGCUUUCGAGAGAGGAGAUGAGGGACCAACCGGCGACAACAUCAGGGUUCGCGAAAGGUCAUAUUCACCUGAGCCGCAACAACGCAAGAAACACAACGUCCAGAGUUUGAAAGUUUACGGUUCUAAAGGCAGAAGGACGAGGCGGUCGAAGCGUCAGACUGAUCAGCAAGACGACUCAAGUCACAAAGUCGAUCUGAUACCCGGCAAAGUUUACAUCAUCUACUGGGCCGAAUCAAAACAGUGGUUUGCUGGGGUUCUUCUCCCGCUCCAGGACCUGGAGUCUAUUGGUAUCCAUGAUUCUAUGGAGAAAAUCGGUCUGCUUAAGAGUCUACCAGAUUGCUACCAAUACGACAGCUCAGCUAUGUCGUUUUCAUGGACUAAGGGUUAUGAAGACGGCGGACCCAUGAGUUCGGAACAACACUUCGCUUUUGCGUUCUUUGAGGGUGUUAAGUUCCCCGAAGAGAGCCACUUGGCGUGGAUUCCGACUCAUGAUAUCAAGGAGUGGGAUGAAGAGCAGGCGCAGAUGAUCGAGCAUAGCGAGCAGGCACUUGAUUAUUUGAAGGUUCAGGAAGAGAACAAGCCGCAAGAGCUGGGGAGCAAUGACGAGAUUCGAGAUUCAGCAGAUGACUCGGAGGAUGGUCUUAGUCUGCUCGGACCUCAAUCUCCUCAGGCUGAAUCUUCAGUAGACCCACCGCCUGCACAAAUUAACGACCCUGUCACACCCGACACAGCCGAGGAGCCAGAACCGGCCGAGUUGGAGCAAUUACGAAAGGAAGAGUUGCACCAGGAAGAAUUGCGUCAGGAAGAAAUGCGACAGGAAGAAUUGCGACAAGAAGAGUUGCGACAAGAAGAGUUGCGACAAGAAGAGUUGCGACAAGAAGAGUUGCGACAAGAAGAGUUGCGACAAGAAGAGUUGCGACAAGAAGAAUUGCGACAGAAAGAAUUGCGGCAAGAAGAAUUACGAAAGAUGGAACUGCGAAAGGAAGCUGCUGCCGAAGCCGAGGAGUUCUUUAGGCAACAAACCCUACGCGAAGAGCAAGACGAGGAUGUUAUCAUGGAUACCCAAGAAGACGACACCGAAGCUGUUCCUACAGUUACAGAAGGAGAAAGUCCCGAAGAAGCAGACGAUGCUUUUCAACUACAAGGUGACAAAGACCAGGAUAUCAUCAAGAACACGCAAGAAGAUACAGUCGAAAGUAAUCCGGAACGGAGAAACGUGGAAGAGGUCGUUGUUACGUCGGGACACGUAGACGAGACCGACGAAGAAAUGGUGGUCGAAACCCAAGAAUCGAUCCCUCUCACCCAGGAUCAAGAUUCUGCGGAGGAUGUCAACGAAGUGGCGGAUGAAGACCAGGAGAUGGUGAUCGAUACUCGACAGGACAGCCCCGACAAUGCUACCCAUGAAAACGAAUCCGAAGAACUCGCCAAUGCAUCUGAGAAAGGCGAAGGUGUCGAAAAGAUGGAAGAACAUCGCCCGCAAAUGUUCGUCGAUACCCCGGAGGACACAACUGGAGAUCUUCCUUUGCAAGAUGAUCCAGCAGAUCAAGAUGAUAGCCUUCCAAGAGAGCCAAAUUUGCCUUGCAGACCAGAUACGAACCGUCUAUCUUCUGCUGAUCUGGCUAACUUGCUUUCAGAGUGUGAGGACCUGGAGAUGCACAUGUCGCAAUCUGAGCUGCCAGACGUAGACGAAAGUCGAUCCGUCUUGAGUACCGUCAAGCCAGCUCCAUUUGCUUCGAUGGAGAUUGAUACUUCGAACAGCGAGCAAGAUGAUGACCUAACUCCAAGUCCGCUCGCUGAUAUUGGCUUGCCUUAUGGAGAGACACCUGAACGACUCACUCCGUACGCUGAAAUGGGCAAAAAGGCAUCCUCGUGCCCCCGCAUUUCGAAGUCACCACAAAACCAAAAGGCUGUCAGGCAGGGUAGUACAAUGGCCCCCAGACCUGACCAAAAGCACCCUGUGAGCGAGCAUUCAGCUGUUCAGGACCGUGCGGAGAGGUCUGAAACGCGUGUUCAGCCAGAGCCAGAAACACCUACUCCAACAUUUUCAGCAUCGCCAUCGUCAACGUGUCCUGAGCCAAACCAGGUACAUCCUGAAACACAAGCUGCGGCACCUGCAAAGAUUCCAUUUCGUGGUUUGAGAGCGCCAGAACACCAGAUGACAGAAGGACCAGCACCACGACGCAGAUUGCCGUCACAUGCCCCUACAGCAGUUGGGGUGCAAAUACCACCGUCAGUGCCGGCCUCUCCGCGACAGUCCUUGGUUGAUAUUCCUCCUCGCAACAUUGGAUAUCUUCAACAUCCGCACGCGCAAACUGUAAUGUCACAACAGCAGGCAGCCAAAGACAUGCAGAGACAAGUUCCCGCUACUCCUCAAAACCCUGAGCCUGUUACAGAAUCGCCAAGAUGGUCCGGUUUCCGACACGACUCUACGGUUUCAAAAAACCUUGAGACGCAACCUCUAUCUUCGCCGGGUCGAGUAAAAGCACAGGCCCUGUACCCUCCCAUCGUCACUGGAGACUAUUCAGAUCCACAACCACUGCCCAACUUACGACAAUCUCCCCAAAAGGUCCCUGGACCUAAUUCAACAUAUGGGGUAAUGGAACCUCAGGGUCCGAGCACAGCCAUUCUCCCACAAGCACCCACAGUGUCUCAACAGCCAACAUCAUGGCGAGCAUCUUCGUACCGACCAAAUUCCAUCCAGGUCCCCCAAUAUAUACCAGUAGGCUCAGCCUCGACACCCCUACCGUCCCCAACACAACGUGAACUAGCUCGACCUGAAUCCGCAGCUUCAGACUAUCCAGCGCCACAGUCGAUGUCGCCGCCUCAGCACUCUGCACCGACUCAGCGCGAUUCUCCGGCCCCUUAUCAAACAGUAUCACAACUGAUGCCUUCCCCUCGACAAUAUGCCACGGAGACCUUCCAACCUGUUUCUAUCGGCCAAAGUCAACCAACAUCACACGCCAUGGCGUCACCUAGAAUCGCUGCCAUGAGUAUAUCGCGUCCAGGAUCCGUGAUCUUGUGUCCCCCACCAUCGCAAACGUCGCAACCGCCCUCACCACGCCGAUUGGCGAUGAAUAUUUCCCGUCCUGGGUCUGUGGUUCAGAACAUCGCGGCACCGCAAGUGAUGCCUUCCCCCAGGCAAUCAGCACAUGAGGUUCCGUGGUCCAGCACAACAGUUCGGAGUCCAUCUUAUGUUUCACCGUACCAACACAUCCCGGAGCUUCCCCGCCCACAUUCUCAAGCCUACGAACAUCCAAUCUCACAGAUAGCGGCUUCGCCAAGGCAAGCAGCAAGAUCUAUUUCUCGGUCUGGCUCUACUACCCCACACCUUGUCUCACACGUUACACCUUCACCACGUUUGACAGAAAUGGAGCUCGCCCGACCAAACACUUUCGAUUAUAGGCAUCAACUACCUCUAAUGGCAUCUCCACGACCAACACCAAUGAGCUUUUCUAGAUCUGGGUCUGUUGUGCAGGCAAAUGCAGCGUCGCAAGUCAGGGGGCUGCCACGAGCCACGAUGGAGCCUCCCCAACCCAAUUCCAUGGCCUACGGGAUCCCAAGGUCGCCGAUGAUGGCUUCACCUCAGCAGAUGGCGAGGAGCCUUUCUAGACCCGACUCUACCAGGCAGGAAUAUUCACCCUCGCAAGUGACAUAUUCGCCACUACAGCCACCCUCGAGUCUGCCCCGACCGAAUACCUCUCACGGCCAGCUGCCAUCGUCACCAUAUCAAGCGGCAAGGAGUCUUCAUCGACCACGUACCUCCCUCGACAUGCAAUAUCCGCCAACCACUUCGUCGCCCCAGAUGUCACAAACGGGUUUCCCCAUAACAAAACCGAGGAUGAGUAAUCGUGGUUCUUUCCAAGGCGGUUCAUUGCCGCUCCCAAUACCUUCCGCGAACAACUACGUGCCAACAGCCCCGGAGGCGCACCGCUCUUCACGACCAAGACAAGAGCCAGUCUCGCAUACCAAUGAACCACGUAGGCAUUCUUAUAGCGCAUCCACUGUUUACGACCAGCCUUAUUCCUACCGAAGUCAGUCCCAAGCCGUGGAGUCGACACCAAGAUCAUACCAACCAGCGUAUCAACCCGCAAACGCAAAGAAUCUCAAUACCGGCCCUGCUCCGCUUCUCUCGAGUUUACCACCCCAUAUCGCAGAUAUGUUGCUCCAACGAACUGGCUUUACCUGGCAAGCGCAUCCCGAUUACCAGCCAAGCGAUUUUAUCAACUACGAAGGCCAAUACCAAUGCCCGUUCUGCAGGAUGAGGAUGUCGAAAGCCGGGACCUUUGUCGAUCAUUUGCAGAAGUUGUGUCCAAGUACGGACAAGUUGUCUCAAGCUAAGAAGCCUAGAGCCCUUCGUCGCUGA
Messenger RNA from Fusarium sp. VM40, 5298 nucleotides. The record is from the annotation of a GenBank genome assembly. NCBI's taxonomy places the organism in Eukaryota, Fungi, Ascomycota, Sordariomycetes, Hypocreales, Nectriaceae.